GUGUGUUUGUGUGUAGCUCUUUGUGCAGCAGAGCACCGCGCCCUGAACGCCUCACUGCAGAUCCCUCCGCCAGGUGAGCCGGAUCGCGCAGCGCAGGUGAAGCUUUGUGAGGAUCGGAAUUAAAGAAAGGAAAGAGUCAUGGAGCCUCGAGACUAAAAACCAGAACCAGAAGAGACCAAAACCAGAACCCCGUUUCACUGAAUCCACCUCCCGCUGCGUUCAGGGACUGUGUUUAAACUCGACGACCGGAUUUAGCUGACCUGCGACCCGAACACCAGGUUGACCCUCUCUGAUGGCCCCCCGAUCACCCCCCCCGUGCAGUGGGCUCAUCUGACUCCUCCCCCUCCGCUGACCCCUCCCCCUCCACUGACCCCUCCUCUGACUCCUCCCCUCCGCUUCUUUACUUCCUGCCCCCCUCCCUUGCAGUAACCAUGGAUACGGAUACGGACGACACGCCCGGCUGUUACUACAACCAAAGCGUGAGGUUCUUCUACGAGGCGAGCGGGAAGAACAUCAGCACCCACUGGCGUGACCGUGACUACGUGAUCGUGACGCUCGGCAUGGCGGUGUGUUUCAUCGUCAUCUUCUCCAACCUGCUGGUGAUGGCGGCCAUCUUUAAGAACCGCCACUUCCACUUCCCCAUCUACUACCUGCUGGGGAACCUGGCCGUGGCCGACCUGUUCUCAGGAGUGUCGUACCUGCACAUGAUGUUCCACACCGGCCCGUGGACCAUCAGGCUGUCUAAGUACGGCUGGUUCCUCCGGCAGAGCCUCAUCGACACCAGCCUCACCGCCUCCGUGCUCAACCUGCUGGCCGUGGCCGUGGAGCGCCACCAGACCAUCUUCAACAUGCAGCUGCACAGCAAGAUGAGCACCAGGCGCGUCUUCGUCAUCAUCGUCUUCAUCUGGCUGCUGGCCAUCGUCUUGGGGCUGGUGCCCACGAUGGGAUGGCACUGCCUGUGUGACCUGAAAAACUGCUCCACCAUGGCGCCCAUGUACAGCCGCAGCUACCUGGUGUUCUGGGCUGUGCUGAACCUCUUCACCUUCUCCGUCAUGCUGGCCGUCUACACACGCAUCUUCGUCUACGUGAGACACAAGAGCCAGCAGAUGAGCCAGCACACGAGCCAGAUGAGGCACCGAGAGACCGUGUUCAACCUCAUGAAGACCGUCUCCAUGAUCCUGGGUGAGUGA
This is a messenger RNA of Gymnodraco acuticeps, 1190 nucleotides long. RefSeq names its product lysophosphatidic acid receptor 1-like. Gene Ontology annotation, biological process: G protein-coupled receptor signaling pathway. The record is from RefSeq and is a predicted model, not a curated record. Gene Ontology annotation, cellular component: membrane. The coding region runs from base 432 to 1190 and encodes 252 amino acids. The transcript has 3 exons. NCBI's taxonomy places the organism in Eukaryota, Metazoa, Chordata, Actinopteri, Perciformes, Bathydraconidae. Gene Ontology annotation, molecular function: lysophosphatidic acid receptor activity.